Molecule: messenger RNA, 1301 nt
Organism: Cuscuta campestris
Lineage: Eukaryota; Viridiplantae; Streptophyta; Magnoliopsida; Solanales; Convolvulaceae
Source: the annotation of a GenBank genome assembly
AAGAAUUGAGUGUUGGAAUUGAGUGUUCUAAAAACUUUUCCGAUCCGACUCGCCGCAUCUCUCUCGUCGUUCCACCCUUCUCUGAGAAAACUCCUCAAAAGCAGAUCAACUCGCUGCAACCAUCGACGGAUUCACCUUCGCCCACUCCCUUCAAUUCAAAACCCUAACUCGCUUACUCCGCCAACUCUGAAUCUCCUAGGCGUGCACUACACUACUCAUGCCCAAGUAUUCUUGUCUCCGCCGCGCAAUUUCUACCCAGAUUUGCUGAUUGUUAUAUAACAAUGAAUAUUCGGUUUCUUGAUAAUGUCCCGUGGUUCAACCUUCUAUGUAAAGAUGAAAUGGCAUCAGCUACAAUGCCCACUACCGUGCUGAUACAGAGUCCUAGACAAAAUGCUCAUAUUGAUAUCAAGUUUUGGGAAUGGCCUAUAUUUUCAUUUAUUCCUUGGGCAAUUUCUGCCAGGAAUAAAAUCCAAAUGCCAUCCACUGUCAACCAAAAGCUAAAAGGUCGCUCUCGAGCUCGUGGCAGAAAUGAACUUGUUGGCCCAAAUUAUAUACGAUUCAGACCGUAUGUUUCAAAGGUUCCUUGGCAUACAGGUACAAGGGGUUUUCUAUCACAACUGUUUCCACGCUAUGGGCAUUACUGUGGCCCAAAUUGGUCAAGUGGGAAAAAUGGUGGAUCUCCGAUUUGGGAUAUUAGACCGAUUGAUUGGUUGGACUUUUGUUGCUAUUGCCAUGACAUUGGUUAUGACACUCAUGACCAAGCUGAGCUGCUCAAGGCAGACCUCGCAUUUCUUGAGUGCUUGGAGAAGCCUCACAUGAAUACCAAGGGUGAUCCUCACGUUGCUCUCAUUUACAAAACAAUGUGCAUUUCCGGCCUGAGGAACAUAUUGAUUCCUUACCGCCAACAGCUCUUGAAGUUACAAUCAUGGCAAUUGCCUCUUCAGUUUGGAUGGUUAAGCAACUUUAAAUGGAAAUGGCCAAAUCCAGGAACACUUGAAGAGAAAGUAAACAUGUUGUGCCAAAAACCAGCAAAAUGAAUGUUGCCAUUAUCGUCUUGGAACCUGAUGUGUCUUUGUGCUUCCUGUAUGAUCAUGAAAAGCGUGUGAGAAGGUGUGGACAUGUGAAAAUAAAGUUAUAGAAAGUAAAUAAAGUUUAAACAUGUGAAUAGUAAACAUGUACUAUAAUUUGAGACGGAGGGAGUAUAAAUUUAUAUUCUGUAAUAAUAGCAACUCAGUAUCGACUUCUUAUGGGAUGCAUAGACCACGAGUGUUAUUGUAAAGUAGUUAUGGACUUAUGGGUUA